GUGAAAUAUCGUUUAUACCGUUUACCGGCGAGUAUUCCAUAUUCCAUUAAAUUUCGUGGCCUGCAAGCGGUGCGUUCAAUUUUUGUAUAAAACUAACACUCGACUCCAACUCAUUAGUAUUCAAGUCACACACUUCGGAGUGGGAGGACAAACCAAUACGCAAAUUUUGUAAUUUUUUGCAGUUGUAGCGCUCACAUUCACGAAAUGGCAUUCAAGUAUAUCGCUGUUGCAUUAUUGAUCGGUGCUGCUCAAGCCGGCAUUAUAUCUGUACAGGAGCAACAUGGAAUUCCCUUGGAGCAUCAUCAGCAUCAUGAGGCCGCCGCUUUGUAUCAUGCACCCGCACAACUAGCUCAUAUUGCUCAUGCACCAGUUGCACAGACAGUGCAUUUGUUACAAAAGCAGCACGCUGCCCACGAACAGUAUCCCGAUGAUCCUCAUCCUCAGUACAAUUUCGCCUAUGAUGUUCAGGAUGCUGUCUCCGGUGAUUCCAAGAGCCAGUCAGAAAGCCGCGACGGUGAUGUAGUCCAUGGUGAAUAUUCGUUGAACGAUGCUGAUGGUUUCCGUCGCACUGUCAAAUAUACCGCUGACUCUAUCAAUGGUUUCAACGCUGUCGUAGAACGUGAACCUCUAACUCAUAAAGUUUUGGCUGCUGCGCCUGUGCAGUAUCAUCAUGCUCCAGCGCAAUAUCAUCAUGCCCCCGUCCACGCUGCCCACGAGUACGCUGCAUUACCAGUUCAGCACCAAGUUGCCACACACACCAGCUACGAGGCUCCUCAUCAUGAAGAACAACAACACUACUACCAUCAUUAAUUGACAGGAAUGCCAUUUUUAAUCCGAUUCGCUUGCUCUGCUCUUGCCAUUGUAAAAAAAAGAAAAAUUAUAGAUAAGUAGUUAGCUAAAAUUUUAUAUAUCAAGUAUUAUGCAUUAAACCUAAAAAAAUAACAAAUAUCAAAAUGAUAUGAAUUAUUUGGCUGAAGAAAGCACUACCUAUUGAUCAGAAACAGAAGAAAUUUCAUUCCUGCUCCAAACUAUAAUAGCCC
This is a messenger RNA of Bactrocera oleae (olive fruit fly), 1040 nucleotides long. Lineage: Eukaryota; Metazoa; Arthropoda; Insecta; Diptera; Tephritidae. The record is from RefSeq and is a predicted model, not a curated record.